AUGCACGCCACACGCGCCCUUCUCCAGCACCGCCAGCCCAUGAUCCGCUUCCUAGGGAAGCGCAAUAUCCCCGCAAAACUCGACCACUCUCCCCACGUCCACCCAGCCAGUCCAUCACCCUCUCUGCCCUCGUCCUUCGCCGAGUACCGCCAGAAAGCCCAGCAACACGGUCCUCUCGGCGGCCAGCAACAGUCCUCCAGCAUCUCCUACGGGGGAUACAUCGGUAGCAGGUCCGGCUCGUCACUCGGCUCCGUCACGCCCAGCGAGGGCCAGUACUUUGACCGCAACGACCUGCCCGCGCGCUUCAAGCGUCUGGCCUGGUCGCAGGCCGAGAUCGAUGCCAUUGAGAGCGGCGGCGCAAGCUUGUUCUAA
Messenger RNA from Pseudovirgaria hyperparasitica, 372 nucleotides. RefSeq lists its product as uncharacterized. The transcript has 2 exons. Lineage: Eukaryota; Fungi; Ascomycota; Dothideomycetes; Acrospermales; Acrospermaceae. The coding region runs from base 1 to 372 and encodes 123 amino acids. Gene Ontology annotation, biological process: 2-oxoglutarate metabolic process. The record is from RefSeq and is a predicted model, not a curated record.